AUGCAUAUUUCAUUCCAAACAAUUGCGCUCGCGUUCGCCAAUGUUGCUGUUGCAGCUCAAGCAGCCUCGUCUUCUGAGCGUCAACUGAUCGCACGUGAGGACAAGCGAGGAUCUUACACAGUCUCCGGCCUCGGUGCUCGUAAGCAAGCCAUUCUGAAUGCUGGAGGAAAUAGCCUCGACUUGGCCAUUGCUAUGCUGGAGACCGAAAGAAUGCAGACAGACUAUACAUACGGAGACAACAAGAGCAACGACGCCGCCAACUUUGGCUUGUUCAAGCAGAACUGGGGCAUGCUCCGGGUGUGUGGCUCUCGCGCCGGCUUCUCAGGACAGAGCGAGGGCCAAUGGAACAACGGGGCCAAGCUCAACUCCGAUAUCUACGCGGAUGUAGCCUCGCGCUGGGACUGUCAGGACUACUAUGGUUACGAAAGGUGGAUGGCAGGACACCGCAAUGGGGCAACCGGCUUGGGUAAUCCCAACACGGACGACAUCAACAGAUACAGAUCCGCUAUCGAAUGGAUUCAGGGGCGGAUUGACUCGAAGAACGACUACAAGUCGGAUGACACCAGAUUCUGGGUUGACGUCACGCCGAUCUGA
Alternaria atra is the source of this 594-nucleotide messenger RNA. RefSeq lists its product as uncharacterized. The record is from RefSeq and is a predicted model, not a curated record. NCBI's taxonomy places the organism in Eukaryota, Fungi, Ascomycota, Dothideomycetes, Pleosporales, Pleosporaceae. The transcript has 3 exons. Bases 1 to 594 code for a protein of 197 amino acids.